This is a messenger RNA of Python bivittatus (Burmese python), 690 nucleotides long. RefSeq names its product zinc finger and SCAN domain-containing protein 16-like. Lineage: Eukaryota; Metazoa; Chordata; Lepidosauria; Squamata; Pythonidae. The record is from RefSeq and is a predicted model, not a curated record.
AUGGAGGCCCUGGUUGCUGCACGAAGACAGAGAGCAGGAAGACUGGCUUCUGGAGGUCAUCUUGAGCCUCUGAGGACCUCGAUCCCAUCAGAGGGGCCCAAGCAAAGCUGGGUGACCCAGUGGCAGGACUUGCUAAAGGAGAUGGACUCCACUUUCUCAGAGGGAGGGGAGCCUCAGCAGACAGAGCUCAGGGACAACCCCAAGGCCUUCCUGGCCUCCUUCGAGCAAGUAGCCAAAGCUUGCCAGUGGCCUAGAGAAGAGUGGGCAGCCCGGCUCCUGCCAGCUCUUUGCGGAGAAGCCCAAGCGGCCCUCCGUGGCCUGGAAGCUGGAGACCGAGAAGACUAUGGGAAGGUCAAGGCUGCCAUCCUGCAAGGGGAAGCCCACCGGGUAGAAGCCCAGCGCCGGCACUUCCGUCAUUUCCGUUACCAGGGGACUGAAGACCCCCGGAGGGUUUACAGCCACCUCUGGGAGCUUUGCUACCAGUGGCUGAAGCCGGAGAGACGCACCAAGGAGCAGAUCCUGGAGCUGCUGAUCCUGGAGCAAUUCCUGGCCAUCCUUCCAGCAGAAGUCAAGGCCUGGGUGGCAGCGAGGGACCUUGAGGGGGGCGUUCAGAGAGUGGCCUUGACCGAAGAGUUCCUGAGAACCUACCAAGAGGCCACAGCAGGAGAAAAGCAGAACUAUGCUUUUUGA